AUGGCUAUUCAAUCGUCGCCAAUGGCCUCCGUUACGCGCUCCACCCGGAGGACCAACACUGAAGGCCUCGUCCAGCAGCAGCUUCACCCCCAUCCCCUUCACCAUCCCGUCCAGGCCUUCGCCGCUGCCAACACGAACACUGUGACGCGCGCCGCUGCCACCCCCCAAAACAUCUCCAGCUACCAGCACACGCUGUCCGGUCGCACCAAGCGACAGCUCGACCAGACCGAUCAUAUCGUCGAUUUUGAACACCAGAAACCCAAGCGACCACGAACGAGCAUCGAAAUCCUCAUUCGCCCUGCUUUGUUAUCGAGCAAGCCUGCUGUCGCCAACGCGACGCCCACGGCAAACGUCACCCCGACUCCGCAUCCGACCACGACCACGACCGCGGCCACGAAGCCUCAGGUGGUUGCACCCCUAGCAAAACCCACGCCGAAACCCGCACCGCAAAACGUCGCGACGGUGCAUCCUCCGAAUCCAGCCGCUGCUGCUGCGAACAAAAAUGCUGCCCAGUUGACCAAGCAUCAGGAAAAGGUCAUUAAUGGGAUUAAACACGAGCUGGAUCGCCUGCAGCCCCGCGAGGUCGAUACCCACACAAAGGAGGGGGGCCGCAAACUGCGCUCUCAAGAAGCCACUCGCUUCAAGAGCGAGCUGUCUGCGUAUUUCCCCGAGUAUGACGAGGUUAUCGGCAAUGAACCUAAAGAACAGCAGCUUUUCACCUUCGAUACCCCGAUAGUCAUUUUUGACUCGUACCCCACACGCCCUCAUCCAGUCCUGUGGCACCGAAAUCUAGGCGCGACGCCAGACCCUAGUGCAGGACUUGAUGGCUUAGCAAACUCGACUGCUGGGCACAAUGUUCCUGUGCGUGGAUACGGCGAUGCUCUAUUUGACGAGCUUGUCGAUGCCCAGCGGAUAGACUUUGAUUUCUUGGGCAUCUCGCAAAAGCGAGAACCUGUUGAAGAUCCUCUUCCUGAUGCAUCCUUUAUAUCUUCCCACAAGAGAGCGGAAAGGCUGGAAAAGUCCAUUCGCAAUACCGAACGGGGACGAGCUCAGCAUGAGAAAGACCAGAUUGCGCGCCUCCUAGAUGGUCUCCAGGGUCACGACUGGCUCCGAGUCAUGGGCGUGAGUGGUAUAACAGAGACGCGAAAAAAGCAAUUCGAGCCAGCACGGCAGCACUUUGUCAAGGGCUGCCAAGCCAUCCUCGACAAGUUCCGCCAGUGGAGCUUAGAAGAGAAGCGCCGCAAGGCGGAGAAGGACCGCGCUCUCGCCGAGAAAGCUGAAGCAGAAGAGUCAUCAAGCGGGGACGAGGAUUCAUCCGCAGACUCCGAAAGCAGUGAGGACGAUGUCGAAGGGGAUGACGAGACUGGCGAUAUCAGCGACGGUGACCCCCCAGGUUCUGAUGAUGAUAAUGAUUCUGUUACCAAACAGAUUCGUGAAGAGGCCACAGAAAGGUCAAGAGGAUCGAAGAAUAGCAAGAAACGUCCACGGGCGACACCACAGCCACGGCCCCCUCCAAAGCCUGAACCCCCUCGAGAAUUCAAAUCCUUCUUCAAGAAGAGAUACGAGCGUGAGAGCGCUUUGCACCGGCACAGGCGUGCGGGCCGUAAGGUGGUGGCAUGGGGACAUCCGUUACCAGAGAUACCCGAGAUCGACUUCGAUCUCCCUGAAGAGUUGCGUGAUGAGGAGACACUGAGGGUACAUGCGAGGAAAAGACGUCGUGAUCGCCGUGGCCGAACCUGA
Molecule: messenger RNA, 1740 nt
Organism: Colletotrichum abscissum
Lineage: Eukaryota; Fungi; Ascomycota; Sordariomycetes; Glomerellales; Glomerellaceae
Exons: 2
Coding region: 1-1740 (579 amino acids)
Cellular component (GO): SAS acetyltransferase complex
Molecular function (GO): histone acetyltransferase activity
Source: RefSeq, a predicted model, not a curated record